Sebastes umbrosus (honeycomb rockfish) is the source of this 1897-nucleotide messenger RNA. RefSeq names its product major histocompatibility complex class I-related gene protein-like. The coding region runs from base 740 to 1882 and encodes 380 amino acids. NCBI's taxonomy places the organism in Eukaryota, Metazoa, Chordata, Actinopteri, Perciformes, Sebastidae. The record is from RefSeq and is a predicted model, not a curated record. The transcript has 6 exons. Gene Ontology annotation, cellular component: external side of plasma membrane. Gene Ontology annotation, biological process: immune response.
UAUAGUUGACAACUAAUCGCUUAAUCGUUGCAGCUCUAAAGUAGAUUUCUUUUUAUUCUCAUGUCACACCUCAAAGUUCUGCUCUUCUGUCACAUUGUAGUUGUUCUUUUUUAGUAAUCACUUUAACAGACCAGCAGAGGGCAAUGUUGUUCUUUACUUCCUCUCUCCAGGUUUCCAUGAUAUCAAUUCAAAUUAGGACUAUCUUUAAAAUCUUAGAUUAAAUCCAUCUUUUUAUUUAUUUUCAUCCACUUUUGCAGACUGCAGCAAGAAACGUCUCGACUCACUAAACUGUAAUCAGUACUAUUUAGUUGCAUCACUUACAAACUUUGUGUAUGGAUUUCUCAAACAUUAGGGUCACAUAGUCCCACUGCAUAUGGAUUGUCUCCAGUAAACCACAUGGAAAAAGUCAAGUUGCUGAUUUAAUAAUGAAUCGAGUACAACAUGCUGAAUGUGGUGGAAAAAGUAUUCACAUCUUUUAGUUCAGUAAAAGUAGAAAUACAACAAAUGGAAUGACAUAAAAUUCCUGUUUUCAAAUCUACCAAUGGAUUCCUUAGGGUUUCUAGUUUCGUAUGAUACCUCUCUGUAGGCGGGCCGUAUCCUGGGCGCAUGGCCAAAAUGAGUGAGACACCUGAGGGCGGAUCCGCACCUGAGUCGACAAGGUCCAAGCUUCUGACAAACAUCGAAAUAUUUGCUAGUCAGCUGACUGUAGCUCUCACUCUCUCUUACUAAUCAAAACAAGAUGAAGUUAAUUGUGUUGCUCAACUUGCUAAUCUUCUGUCACGUUGCAUCUACAGUGAAACACUCCCUGAAAAUGUUCUCUACUGCAACUUCUGGAGUCCCAAACUUCCCAGAGUUGGUGGGUGCUGCGAUGGUCGAUGAAGUGUUGACGGGUUACUGUGACAUCAACAACAAGGCCGCAGAACCCAAACAGGACUGGGUGAGGAAACUAUUAAAGGAUGAGCCACAAAUCCUGGUGUUGUUUUCUCAGGAGUGUUUUGAUACCCAGCAGUUCUUCAGAGCCAACUUGGACAGCCUGAAGCAGCGCUUAAACCAAACUGGAGAUGUCCACAUUUUUCAGAGGAUAAUCGGCUGUGAGUGGGACGACGAGACUGUAGAGGUUGUUGGUUUUAGCCAGUACGGUUAUGAUGGAGAAGACUUCCUUGUAUUAGACCUGCAGACGCUGACAUGGACCGCUCCAAAACAACAGGCCUUCAUCACCAAACUUAGAUGGGAUAAUGACAAAGCUAGAUUAGAAAAUAUCAAACACUACCUCAUCCACAUAUGUCCUGACUUCCUGAAAAAGCACCUACACUAUGGGAGGAGCUCUCUGCAGAGAACAGAGCGUCCCUCAGUAUCUCUCCUCCAGAAGACUCCCUCCUCUCCAGUCAGCUGCCACGCUACAGGUUUCUACCCCGACAGAGCCAUGAUGUUCUGGAGGAAAGAUGGAGAGGAGAUUCAUGAGGACGUGGACCUCGGAAAGAUCCUCCCCAACCAUGAUGGAUCCUUCCAGAUGAGUGUUGAGCUGAACCUGUCAUCAGUCACACCUGAAGACUGGAGGAGGUACGACUGUGUGUUUCAUCUCUCUGGUGUGGUGGACGACAUCGUCACCAGACUGGACAAAGCAGUGAUCAGGACCAACUGGGUUCCUCCUGCAGGGUUCCCUGCUGGUCCUGUUAUUGGAGUUGUUGUAGGACUACUGCUGCUGCUGCUGCUGGCGGUCUGCAUCGCUGGACUCUUCAUCUGGAGGAGGAACAAUAACGGGUUUCGCCCUGCUAACAGUAAGUAUUAUACUGUGAAAUAUUUCACAUUAUAUACAAUUAUAUAUAUUUUAAUAUAUAUUUUUACCCUUAUGGGUGAGCAACUAAUAUCCUGUUCACCAUAAAAACAAACGUCCUGC